AUGCAGCUGAGCCGCGCCGCCGCCCCUGCGGAGCCCUCGGCGCCGCCGUCCCCCGCGCCGGCCCCGGCCCCGGCCCCCCCCGGCCCCCUCCCGCGCAGCGCGGCCGACGGGCCCCGGCGGGGGGACGGGGGGGGCCGGCGCCCCGCGGAAUCCCCGCGCGCCCCGCUCCCGGCCGCGAGCGGCGCCGGCCCCGGCGCGGGGAUGGACGGCCCCGGGGCGAGCGCCGUGGUGGUGCGCGUGGGCAUCCCGGACCUGCAGCAGACGAAGUGCCUGCGCCUGGACCCGGCCGCGCCCGUGUGGGCCGCCAAGCAGCGCGUGCUCUGCGCGCUCAGCCACAGCCUGCAGGACGCGCUCAACUACGGGCUCUUCCAGCCGCCCUCGCGCGGCCGCGCCGGCAAGUUCCUGGACGAGGAGCGGCUGCUGCAGGACUACCCCCCCAACCUGGACACGCCCCUGCCCUACCUGGAGUUCCGCUACAAGAGGCGCGUGUACGCCCAGAACCUCAUCGAUGACAAGCAGUUUGCAAAGCUUCACACAAAGGCGAACCUGAAGAAGUUCAUGGACUACAUCCAGUUGCACAGCACAGACAAAGUGGCCCGCCUGCUGGACAAGGGCCUGGACCCCAAUUUUCACGAUCCUGACUCAGGAGAGUGUCCCCUGAGCCUCGCUGCGCAGCUGGAGAACACCUCGGACCUGCUGAAGGUGCUGAGGAAUGGCGGUGCCCACCUGGACUUCCGCACGCGGGACGGGCUCACCGCCGUGCACUGCGCCGCGCGCCAGCGCAAUGCAGCUGCCCUGACGACGCUGCUGGACCUGGGUGCCUCGCCUGACUACAAGGACAGCCGAGGCCUGACGCCCUUGUACCACAGCGCCCUGGGGGGCGGGGACGCCCUCUGCUGUGAGUUGCUGCUGCACGACCACGCGCAGCUGGGUGUCACCGACGAGAAUGGGUGGCAGGAGAUCCACCAGGCAUGCCGCUUCGGGCACGUUCAGCACUUGGAGCACCUGCUGUUUUACGGAGCCGACAUGGCGGCCCAGAACGCCUCGGGGAACACUGCCCUGCACAUCUGUGCCCUCUACAACCAGGAGAGCUGCGCUCGCGUCCUGCUUUUCCGUGGAGCCAACAAGGACGUCCGCAAUUACAACAGCCAGACAGCCUUCCAGGUGGCCAUCAUCGCAGGGAACUUUGAGCUGGCCGAGGUCAUCAAGACGCACAAGGACUCCGAUGUUGUACCAUUCAGGGAGACCCCCAGCUAUGCGAAGCGGCGGCGGCUGGCCGGCCCUAGUGGCCUGGCCUCCCCUCGGCCUCUGCAGCGCUCAGCCAGUGACAUCAACCUGAAGGGCGAGGCUCAGCCAGCAGCUUCUCCGGGCCCCUCACUGAGAAGUCUCCCCCAUCAGCUGCUGCUCCAGCGGCUGCAGGUGGAGAAAGACCGGGACCGAGACGGUGACCACAACGAUGCUGGGGGCCUUGCAGCAGGCAGGGGCUCCCAGAGCAAGAUCAGCCCGAGCGGGCCCGGCGGCCCCGGCGGCCCGGGGCCCGCGCCCGCGCCCGGCCCCGCGCCCCCCGCGCCCCCCGCGCCGCCGCCGCGGGGCCCGAAGCGGAAACUUUACAGCGCCGUCCCCGGCCGCAAGUUCAUCGCGGUGAAGGCGCACAGCCCGCAGGGCGAGGGCGAGAUCCCGCUGCACCGCGGCGAGGCCGUCAAGGUGCUCAGCAUCGGGGAGGGCGGCUUCUGGGAGGGGACCGUGAAAGGCCGCACGGGCUGGUUCCCGGCCGACUGCGUGGAGGAGGUGCAGAUGCGACAGUACGACGCCCGGCACGAAACCCGGGAGGACAGGACGAAGAGACUUUUCCGCCACUACACGGUGGGCUCUUAUGACAGCCUCACCUCACACAGCGACUACGUCAUCGACGACAAGGUGGCCGUCCUGCAGAAGCGGGACCACGAGGGCUUUGGCUUUGUGCUCCGGGGGGCCAAAGCCGAGACGCCCAUCGAGGAGUUCACCCCCACGCCCGCCUUCCCGGCGCUGCAGUACCUGGAGUCGGUGGACGUGGAGGGCGUGGCCUGGAGGGCGGGGCUGCGCACCGGGGACUUCCUCGUGGAGGUGAACGGGGUGAACGUGGUGAAAGUCGGGCACAAGCAGGUGGUGGCGCUGAUCCGCCAGGGCGGGAACCGCCUGGUCAUGAAGGUGGUGUCGGUGACCCGGAGGCCGGAGGAAGACGGGGCGCGGCGCAGAGCUCCGCCGCCCCCCAAGAGGGCCCCCAGCACCACGCUGACGCUGCGCUCCAAGUCCAUGACGGCCGAGCUCGAGGAGCUUGCCUCCAUGCGGAGAAGGAAAGGGGAGAAGCUAGACGAGAUCCUGGCGGCUGCCGCGGAGCCCACGCUGAGGCCCGACAUCGCCGAGGCGGACUCCAGGGCCGCCACCGUGAAGCCGCGGCCCACCAGCCGGAGGAUCACCCCAGCGGAGAUCAGUUCGCUGUUUGAGCGCCAGGGCCUCCCGGGCCCAGAGAAGCUGCCGGGCUCCCUGCGGAAGGGGAUUCCCCGGACCAAGUCUGUAGGGGAGGACGAGAAGCUGGCGUCCCUCCUGGAGGGGCGCUUCCCACGGAGCUCGUCCAUGCAGGACACGGUGCGCGAGGGCCGAGGCAUCCCGCCCCCGCCGCAGACCGCGCCGCCGCCCCCGCCCGCGCCCGCGCCCUACUACUUCGACUCCGGGCCGCCCCCAGCCUUCUCGCCGCCGCCCCCGCCGGGCCGAGCCUACGACACGGUGCGCUCCAGCUUCAAGCCGGGCCUGGAGGCGCGCCUGGGCGCGGGCCUGUACGACGCGGGCGCGCCCCUGGGCCCGAUGCCCUACCCCGAGCGGCAGAAGCGCGCGCGCUCCAUGAUCAUCCUGCAAGACUCGGCGCCCGAGGCGGGCGACGUGCCCCGGCCCCCGCAGGCGGCCACCCCGCCAGAGCGCCCCAAGCGCCGCUCGCGGCCCCCGGGCCCCGACAGCCCCUACGCCAACCUGGGCGCCUUCAGCGCCAGCCUCUUCGCGCCGUCCAAGCCCCAGCGCCGCAAGAGCCCGCUGGUCAAGCAGCUGCAGGUGGAGGACGCGGCCGAGCGCGCGGCCCUGGCGGUGGGCAGCCCCGGCCCGGUGGGCGGCAGCUUCGCCCGCGAGCCCUCCCCGACGCACCGCGGGCCGCGGCCGGGCCUGGACUACGGCCCCGGGGACGGCCCCGGGCUCCCCUUCGGCGGCCCCGGCCCUGCCAAAGACCGGCGGCUGGAGGAGCGGCGCCGCUCCACGGUGUUCCUGUCCGUCGGGGCCGUCGAGGGCAGCGGGCCCAGCGUGGACCUGCCCUCCCUGCAGCCCUCCCGCUCCAUCGACGAGCGCCUUCUGGGCCCCGCCGCCACCGGCCGCGACCUGCUGCUCCCCUCCCCCGUGUCCGCGCUGAAGCCAUUGGUCAGCGGCCCGAGCCUCGGGCCUGCUGGCUCCACCUUCAUCCACCCGCUCACCGGCAAGCCCCUGGACCCCAGCUCGCCCCUGGCCCUGGCCCUGGCCGCGCGGGAGCGGGCGCUGGCCUCUCAGGCGCCCUCGCGCUCCCCCACGCCCGUGCACAGCCCGGACGCCGACCGGCCCGGCCCGCUGUUCGUGGACGUGCAGGCCCGGGAGGCGGAGCGCGGGCCCCUGGCCUCCCCCGCCUUCUCCCCGCGGAGCCCGGCCUGGAUCCCGGUGCCGGCCCGCAGGGAGCCGGAAAAGGCGCCCCGGGAGGAGCGGAAGUCCCCCGAGGACAAGAAGGCCAUGAUCCUCAGCGUCCUGGACACGUCCCUGCAGCGGCCGGCCGGCCUCAUCGUGGUGCACGCCACCAGCAACGGGCAGGAGCCCGGCGGGCUGGGGGCGGAGGAGCCGCGCGCCGGCACCCCGGAGCUGGCCGCCGCCCCCGCGCCCGCCGCCCUGGCCGCGGAGUCCCUGCCCAGCCCGCGCGCGCCGCCCCCGGGCGCCGCCCCCGCAGACCCGGGGCCCGGCCAGGGCAGCUCGGAGGAGGAGCCCGAGCUGGUGUUCGCCGUGAGCCUGCCGCCCGCCCAGCUGUCCUCCAGCGACGAGGAGACCCGGGAGGAGCUGGCCCGCAUCGGGCUGGUGCCGCCGCCCGACGAGUUCGCCAACGGGGGCCUGCUGGCCAGCCCGCUGCCCGGCCCGGGCCCCCCGCCGCCCGCCGCGCCGGGCCCGGCCCCGGGGAAGCCCGGCGGCGAGCUGCCCCCCGCCCCCGAGUCCGCGGCAGACUCGGGCGUGGAGGAGGCCGACACGCGCAGCUCCAGCGACCCCCACCUGGAGACCACCAGCACCGUCUCCACCGUGUCCAGCAUGUCCACGCUGAGCUCGGAGGGCGGGGAGCUCACCGACACCCACACCUCCUUCGCCAACGGACACACUUUUCUACUCGAGAAGCCGCCAGUGCCUCCCAAGCCCAAGCUCAGGCCCCCGCUGGGCAAGGGGCCGGUGACCUUCAGGGACCCGCUGCUGAAGCAGGCCUCCGACAGCGAGCUCACGGCCCAGCCGCGCCACGCCGCCCCUGCCGGGCUGGCCGCCGGGCCCGCCCGCCCCCGCUACCUCUUCCAGAGAAGGUCCAAGCUGUGGGGGGACCCGGUGGAGAGCCGGGGGCUCCCCGGGCCGGAGGAUGACAAGCCGACUGUGAUCAGCGAGCUCAGCUCCCGCCUGCAGCAGCUCAACAAGGACACCCGCUCGCUGGGGGAGGAGCCAGCCGGCGGCCUGGGCAGCCUCCUGGACCCGGCCAAGAAGUCGCCCAUCGCGGCAGCUCGGCUCUUCAGCAGCCUCGGUGAGCUGAGCACCAUCUCAGCGCAGCGCAGCCGGGGCCCGGGCGGCGGGGCCUCCUACCCGGUGCGGCCUGGGGGCCGCUACCCAGUGGCGCGGCGCGCCCCGAGCCCGGUGAAGCCCGCGUCGCUGGAGCGGGUGGAGGGGCUGGGGGCGGGCGCGGGGGGCGUGGGGCGGCCCUUUGGCCUCACCCCGCCCACCAUCCUCAAGUCGUCCAGCCUCUCCAUCCCGCACGAACCCAAGGAGGUGCGCUUCGUGGUGCGCAGCGUGAGCGCGCGCAGCCGCUCGCCCUCGCCGUCGCCGCUGCCCUCGCCCGCGCCGGGCCCGGGCCCCGGGUCCCCCGCGCCGCGCCGCCCCUUCCAGCAAAAGCCGCUGCAGCUCUGGAGCAAGUUCGACGUGGGCGACUGGCUGGAGAGCAUCCACUUGGGGGAGCACCGCGACCGCUUCGAGGACCACGAGAUCGAGGGCGCGCACCUGCCCGCGCUCACCAAGGACGACUUCGUGGAGCUGGGCGUCACGCGCGUGGGCCACCGCAUGAACAUCGAGCGCGCGCUCCGGCAGCUGGACGGCAGCUGA
Messenger RNA from Talpa occidentalis (Iberian mole), 5382 nucleotides. It is a transcript of the gene SHANK3, whose product is annotated as SH3 and multiple ankyrin repeat domains 3. Gene Ontology annotation, cellular component: postsynaptic membrane; dendritic spine; postsynaptic density. Gene Ontology annotation, molecular function: ionotropic glutamate receptor binding; synaptic receptor adaptor activity. The record is from RefSeq and is a predicted model, not a curated record. Lineage: Eukaryota; Metazoa; Chordata; Mammalia; Eulipotyphla; Talpidae.